Dreissena polymorpha is the source of this 1311-nucleotide messenger RNA. RefSeq lists its product as uncharacterized. Lineage: Eukaryota; Metazoa; Mollusca; Bivalvia; Myida; Dreissenidae. Gene Ontology annotation, cellular component: nucleus. Gene Ontology annotation, molecular function: DNA binding. The record is from RefSeq and is a predicted model, not a curated record. The coding region runs from base 1 to 1311 and encodes 436 amino acids. The transcript is spliced from 2 exons.
AUGCAGGAGAUGAUGGCCAUGAUGAUGCCUCAGAAGAUCAACGCGUGUACCCACGAUAUCAAGAAGACCAACGUGUGCACCCGCAAGAUCGAGAUCACAGAGAACUAUUACACACUCAAGGCACUGCAUGUUGUGCGAAAAUCUUGGCCUUAUCCAAAGUCUAGCAAGCAUUACGCGAAGUACCGCACUUACACCCCAGAGCUUCUAGAUAAGGCAUUAUAUAGUGUCAAAGCUGAAAAACUAUCCGUGAGAAAGGCAGCCUUGAUGUUUGGAGUCCCAAUUCAGACUCUGCGAGAUAGAGUGAAAGGGCGUGUUGACCCCACGAACUUAAAAAACGAGACAACAUUGCUAUCGUUGGAAGAGGAUCAAUCUCUUGUUGAGCAUGUAGAGGUAAUGGCACAGCUAGGCUAUGGCAUAACCAACAAUAAACUUAAGGAACUUGGUGGAGAAUUAGCCCAGACAUUAGGAAUAAAAUCAAACGCAAAACCGCUAAGCAACUGCUGGUUGACUGGGUUCUUAAAGCGAUGGAAAGAGCGUGUAAGCUCGGUAAAACCGAGUGCGCUGGAAACCAACAAAGCGAAAUCGGCAUCCCCUGUUGUGGUCGAACGAUACUUCGAAAAUCUGAAAAAGGUUAUUGAAGAAAACGAGUUGUCUAAUAAGCCCCAAUUCGUAUACAAUCUUGACGAAACCGGCAUUCAGCCAGAGCACCGCCCUCCAAACAUAAUUGCCCCCAUACAUGAAAAACCACAGUCUGUGACAUCCCCCCGCUCCACAACCACAACUGUGAUAGGUUGCGCAAACGCGGCCGGAAAUCAUCUGCCCCCGUUCUUCAUUUAUAAAGGAAAGCGGAUGAACGAUGACCUUUACAAAGGCAGCUCGCCAGGGACCAAGAUUGUGAUGUCAGAAUCGGGAUGGUCAAAUUCAGCCAUAUUCAGCGAUUACAUCCAAAACCACUUCCUCCCAAAUGUCCGGUCAAUCGCUAACGCAACGCAGAAGAUACUGCUCAUAUACGAUGGCCACGCAAGCCACACAUCCAAGCAGAUGAUUGAUUGGGCGGUAGCGAAUAACAUCAUUCUGUUUGUUUCACCGGCACAUACGUCUCAUCUCCUUCAGCCGCUUGAUGUGGGGAUAUUCGGACCAUUCAAGGGCUAUUAUUAUAGGGAAUGUGCCUCUUUCUUGAGAGAAAACAUGGGAAAGUCGGUAACCAAAUAUGACAUGACAGCAUUGGCGUGUAAAGCAUACCUUCGCGCCAUGUGCCCCUCAAAAAUAACUGGCGCCUUUAAAAAAGCAGGAAUAUAUCCUCUAGAUUGA